Molecule: messenger RNA, 882 nt
Organism: Fusarium subglutinans
Lineage: Eukaryota; Fungi; Ascomycota; Sordariomycetes; Hypocreales; Nectriaceae
Exons: 2
Coding region: 1-882 (293 amino acids)
Source: RefSeq, a predicted model, not a curated record
AUGGGAAGGUGCCGAGCGGGUGGUAACCGAUCUGAACUGCCCGAUUCAUACGCCCCACCUUCCAUUGUGUUAAUCUCAGGCUUGGGUGGCAUCUUCCUCAGCUCUGUUCUUUUUCUCCUCCAUCGUCACAUCAACACCCUCUCAAAGACACCAGAAAUACGCCGCAAAGACGCCUGCCUGUCCAUCAUCACCAUGUCGCAAGCUCCUUCGCAGCCGCAGCCGCAGCCGCAGCCGCUGUCGCUGUCGCCGGACCUUGCUGCCCGGAUCGCCCGCGCUACCACUACUGCCGAGCUCGCCCGCGCUGCCAAAACCGAUGGGCCAGAAAAGUUCUGGCCUGAGCUUGUGCCAGAGCUUAAUCUCUUUGCCGGCUUUGGAGAGGAUGGAUACUGGGACUUUCGAAUUGAAGGCUCAGCCGACGCCAACCUUAUGAAUGCCAUGACACCCUGUGAUGUUUGUCCUGGCGCUAUGCUGUACCAUGGGACCAAGGAUGGCAUCUACAAGGCUUGUCUCACUGUCUCAUUCCUCUCCAAUGCCAAACAUGUCUUUUCAAAGAUCCUCGAUGUCUCUCAACGUUCCGACAUCUCCAGCCGCACAGCAAAUCUCCGCCUUCGUGUCGCCGAUACUCACGAAUACGAUGAACCAAGAGACUACUCUUCAACCUACCCCGUCGACUCGUCAGGCCCACUUGCGGUCUUUCUUCUGCCCUACAGAGAAGAAAGAGAGGCUACAAUCCGUGGCUACGUGGUGGAAAAGAAGGCACUUGUUUUAGAGGCGGUGGGUGGUGGAGGAAACAACUGGGGGUGUCAACUUGGCCUCAUCAAAACCUCUCAGAUGAAUGGCAAAGGGCAGCACGUUUUCUUCGGUCCUUUGGAGGAUGACUGA